AUAGGAACUGAACAUUUUGGGUUAAAUUGAGCGUCAGCUGUAUCUUCCGCUCCUGCUGACAUCGCAUUCAAUAUGCCUCGCCUUAGUGCAACCAGCUCGAUGCCGUUCGGAUCGUCUUCGAUCGUGCCUUUMGUUGCGAGUCCCCAGGGAACAUCAUUGUAUGGACAAACGAAUAACAAUGAUUGUGAAACCGCCUUUUGCUCCUCGUCAUCCUCCGUUAGGUUGUCUUGUUCGAGUCCAGGUGGAAGGUCUGUUCAUUCACUCUCUGUGUCGUCCUCGGGCGAUUGCUACAUCGAGACCCACGCACUCCCACUUGCAGGGACAGUAGAGUCCGAGGUCGGCCACGAUCUCCACGAUCGAAACAAGAAGAACGCAUGCAUUAUCCGCACACGACUGUCCGAGAGAGUCUCUUCCGCACUCUCUCGAUAUCCUCCGAUAGAGCUGCUUUGCGUCGAUGCGCUUUCUCCUUCUUCGAAUUCUUCGUCGGCACCUUCCGAACUGGGCAACAGAAACGCAAGAGCGCUGGUCUAUCUGCCAUUGCUCUGUUUGUACACAAAGAAGGAUGUCUUCCACAUAAAGAUUUCCUACGAGGCCACCGGAGCCACGGAGGUAGAGGGGGUGGCAUCCGAUGUUUUCGAACCAUUUGAAGAUUUUCUUAUUGGAAACGGGGCCACCAACGUUUUACGGAUCCGACAGGCACCGCAAAAAUUCAAUGGUUACGCGACUCUUUGCCCCGCGGGAGCGAUGGCAAUGCUGACACAAAAUCCCUCGACCGGGGAAUAUUGUCUCUGCGCCUAUCAUGGUAACGGAGGAUCGUCGUCAUCGAUGGCACCGAAAGGCAACGCGGCGUUCACUUCUCAUUACUUCCGAAUGGAAGAGCUGGCAGAUCCCAACGAAAAAGUGGUUGACUUUUGUUUCUGCCAAUCGACUGGAUUGCCUCUGUUGUCAUCUCUCACGGUGGCCUUUAUGAAGUUAUCGGGUGAAGUACUCUUUGCGACGCCCAUUGUUUUCCGUGGCACCAUUGUCCCAAGCCAAACCGUGACCAAAACCUUGGAGUUCCUAGAGAGCUCACUCGAGGAAUGUACCCCCAGCACUGCAACAUGGAGGCAAUUUCGCGCAGCGAAACGUUUCCUCGACGACGCCUUUCCCCGGCACGGAAGAGCCAAUUUUGUCACCCUCGGUCAGGUCGCGACUGCGAAUGGCAGCAAACGAUCAAAACCACCAUCGGAGGUCUUCAAUUGGCCGGUCCAACUGCAGGGUCCGAUCUUGUUGCCACCAGAGCUCGAAGAGUACGCUUUCGAAGGUUCGGCAGCGAAAAUUGAGCCCUUCGCMACAGAAGGCGACCUUGUCGGGUUCAGCAUAGGGUACACCGAAGGAAUGGUAGACUUUGCCGUUGUGUCACCUUCGUCGUUCGUCCCUCGAUUUAAAUUUGAGAGCCCAAACGAUUCUUACGAUCUGGAUCAAGAAUUGACAAUCGGUCAAACAGUCAAUCGUGUUGAUUUGGCCUCGAGUUCCUACGGUGGUGAGAACGACACGAUCAAGGACAUCCAAUUGAUCCCUGAUCCUAUAAUGGACGAUAUGAUUCAUUACAUGACGCCAAAUCAAAUCAUCAGUAUUUCUACAAAUACUACCAGAAUUGCAUCGAAAAAGGCGCGUGAACAUGGAUCGCACGGAGGCAAUAGAGGCAUGUUUUCUCCUCCAUCGAGAAGAAGUGAGUCCCGACCGAAGACAACAGCUUGGAAUUCUUUGGAUGCAAAUUUCAUCAAAGGCGGACAAAAUCCGAUAGUAGGAGCUGUGAUCAGUGAUGACGUUCAACUCGGGCAUGUCUUGGUAGUCCGUCUUUUCGAUGGAGAAAUGAUGGCGAUCAACCUGACAGAAACACGGCAUCUUUGUGAUUUGGAGAACUUCGCAGCAGCACCCGAGAAAGUCCUGGCCAUAGAAGAUGGUUCCACUGCUGCCAUGUCAGACGCAGAACAGCAAGCACUGGCUGUUCUUGAGCAGACACGACCACUGACUGAUGUCGUGCAACCACUCGUCAAAGAUGUUAUCAAGGGAGUCACGGCGCUGGCACAAGUUGGUGGAAGUGCCACUGCACAAUCAGAUGUUACCCCCGCUGUUCUUGCUGCUGUUGUUGGUAUCGAAAGCAAGUGUAAAAAAGAUAUAUAUCUCCCGCUGAUGACCAUGAACGAGCAUGUAUCUGCUCGGAAAGCCCAAUUCAAAGUAGUAAUCGCGAAACAAAAACUGCAGCUCCAUGCGCUCAAAGAAAUGGUUGCCAACCUUCGAGAAAGACAGACUAUCGUAAGAGAGAAGACAGACAUUAUGCUCCAAAAUUCGAAAUGUCUAGUGGAUCGUAGUGCAUCGGUGUUGCAGUCAUCGAAAGACCUUCUCCCUACCAUUACACAAGCAGAAUUCGACUACUUUCAAGAAAUCAAACGAUUAGACGAGAAGUCGGCAAUGUGGAAAAACGAAGCCGAGAGACUUUCGAGGAAGAUCACAAGCCUGCACGAUUCGACCGACGAUGCUACAACGUAUCUACUAAACCUUUCCCCCGAGGAUCAGCAAAAUGCGGGACAACUUUUGAAUGUGUGUGCUGUGCUACUCAAGCGAUACGAGGACAAGUUGGCCAUGGAUGAAGAAAAAUUAGAGGAGUGCGCACAGGAUGCUGGCAUUUUGCAGGAUGCGUAACCAUAGAACGGUCCAAGUAUUUUUUCGAUCGGUUGAAAGCGAUGAUUCCAGAGCGUGCCGACGAUAGAUAUGAUGAGACUCUGAUAGGGAUCAAUGGGCAAUUUUUAGAAUUCA
Messenger RNA from Pseudo-nitzschia multistriata, 2799 nucleotides. The record is from the annotation of a GenBank genome assembly. Lineage: Eukaryota; Bacillariophyta; Bacillariophyceae; Bacillariales; Bacillariaceae.